This is a messenger RNA of Colletotrichum destructivum, 615 nucleotides long. Its product is annotated as Putative SGNH hydrolase-type esterase domain, SGNH hydrolase superfamily. The transcript has a single exon. Gene Ontology annotation, molecular function: phosphatidylcholine lysophospholipase A1 activity. The record is from RefSeq and is a predicted model, not a curated record. The coding region runs from base 1 to 615 and encodes 204 amino acids. NCBI's taxonomy places the organism in Eukaryota, Fungi, Ascomycota, Sordariomycetes, Glomerellales, Glomerellaceae.
AUGGCACUUGGCGCCUCGGUAACAUUUGGUACCGGCUCAACUACCGGUGAUAGCUACCGGAAAGACCUCCAGGACCUUCUCGCCUCUCAAGGUAUCACUGCUACAUACGUCGGCACUCGAGCAAACGGCAACUUCCCCGACAACGCAGUCGAGGCAACAGGAGGCUUCAAAAUUGACCAAAUUGCUGCAUCAGCAGAUAAGGCUGUGCCUGUUCUGAAGCCGAAUCUCGUCCUUGUAGACGCAGGAACCAACAACUGCAACAAGGGCGGAGAAGUGCCUGACGCAGGGUCGAAUGUUACAGCGAUGGUAAACAAGAUAUACGAGAACAGUCCAGGAUCGACUGUGAUACUUGCGUCCAUACUUGCCAACAAGGUCCAGGAGCAAGACGCAUGCCGAGAGAAAAUCAACCAGCAAUAUGCCGCCCUCACAACACAGUUUCAGGAGUCAGGUGCUAAGUUCGCGCUUGUGGACAUGCGUGGCUCAGACGCACCAACUGUCAACGACCUUGCAGACACCAGACACCCGAACGACGAAGGUUAUAUGAAAAUGGCGCGUGUGUGGAUGAAGGGAAUUGAAGAAGUCAUAUCCAAAGGAUUUAUUAUAGCAGGAAGAUGA